This is a messenger RNA of Aedes aegypti (yellow fever mosquito), 992 nucleotides long. RefSeq names its product ATP synthase mitochondrial F1 complex assembly factor 2. The record is from RefSeq and is a predicted model, not a curated record. NCBI's taxonomy places the organism in Eukaryota, Metazoa, Arthropoda, Insecta, Diptera, Culicidae. The coding region runs from base 149 to 958 and encodes 269 amino acids. Gene Ontology annotation, cellular component: mitochondrion. The transcript has 3 exons. Gene Ontology annotation, biological process: mitochondrial proton-transporting ATP synthase complex assembly.
GAAGGGCAAAGCACGUGUCUGAUUUGUUUUUGUUUACGAGUUUGUUUCACGGUUUCGGCAAAUCGCGGCAUAUGCGUUGAAAUUUUAGCGAUAUUCUUAGCAAGUUCAAUUGAUAAAAAAUAGUCCAAAAGGUGUUUUCAGCUUCGUAAUGUUUAGAAACAGUGUAAAAGUUCUUACCAGAGUUACAAAAUCAUUUAACAUCAGUAUACGGAACUACCCGGCUCCCCCGAAACGAUUUUAUCGUCAAACCGGCAUCAUCACCAGUAAUGGAAAGUUUGAAAUCACACUGGACCAAAGAAAACUGAAGACACCCAAAGGAGCCCCCUUCUUCGUGGAGAGUGAACCCCUUGCUAUUGCGAUUGCCACCGAAUGGGACGCCCAGAAGGAUGUUAUCGAUCGAUCCCGAAUGCACUUGACGGCCCUUAGCAGCACCGUUAUUGAUAAUCCGAAUAAUCUACAGAAAGCCGACAUCGUGAACUAUUUGGUGAAUUAUGCCAGCACCGAUGCGAUUCUGUUUCAAUCGAAUGAAGACAAACGUCUCAAAGAGCUGCAAGUUGUCGAAUGGAACCCGGUAAUUGAAUGGUUCAACAAGCGCUACGACGUCCAACUGGAGGCCACAGAUGCCCUUGAAGUUCCAAGCUUUGCGCCCGGUACGGCAAUGAACAUAAGUCGCUAUCUGUCGUCGUACAACGAAGCCGCCCUGCACGGAAUAAUGUACGCUGUGGACACUUUGAAAUCCGUCAUCUUGACGUGCGCUUGCGUCGAUCGGUUUAUUGCGGUGGAAAAAGCUGUCCUGUUGUCACGGUUAGAGGAGGAAUUCCAGCUGGGGCACUGGGGACGAGUGGAGUGGGCUCAUGACGUCAACAUGCUGGAUUUGCAGGCUCGACUCUCCGCUGCGAUACUUUUUGUGUACUUUAACUCUAGUAAUGUGUUUGUGAAGGAGAAAAUAUCCAUUUAAAGUAAAUAAAAACUCAUCUGGCUUAUUGCUAAAA